AAAUCCUCCUGAAAUAAGAAAAGACUUCAAUUAAUCUUCUAUAGUGAGAUUCUUCAUACAUAAAGUGAGAUUUCAAAUGCACACUUUCACUUCAAGGAUUCGCAAUGGAAAUGGAAAAGAGAGAGGACUUGAACUCGAUUCUGCCAUUUUUGCCACUGCUCAUACGUUCAUCCAAUCUCUAUUGGCCAUCCCAAGCGGUGGAAAUACUCAGAGAGCUCGCGAGUGGGCGAGUCGACUCGGUCGAGCACUUGUUGGACGCUAUUUCUCACAUCAGGAACGCUCUUUCUCUCUCUUCCCAAUUUUGUUCCUCUUCUGCUCUACAUGGAUACGCCCUUUUCUUAAACGAUGUGAUGUCUGAAGAGGAAUCUAAGCAGUUUUUGAAUGAGGUGGUUCCGGCGUUCGGAAAUUUGCUUUUGAGGUUGCCCUCUUUGUUGGAAGCACACUAUGAAAAUGCUGAUAGGGUUAUAGAUGGAGACGGAGCUACGGUCAGAACUGGUCUUCGCAUACUUGAUUCACAAGAAGCAGGGAUAGUGUUUCUAAGCCAGGAGUUGAUUGCUGCUCUUCUUGCGUGCUCGGUGUUUUGUCUGUUCCCUGUCAAUGACAGAUCCGUGAGACAUCUUCCAUUGAUCAACUUCGAUGGAUUGUUUGCGAGUAUGUAUGAUGAUUACCAUGAAAACCUUGCACAAAAGGUUUGGUGCAUCGUUCACUAUUUUCAAAGGAUAACUUCGGAUAUGCCUAAGGGUUUUGUUUCAUUUGAGCGAAAAGUACUUCCCUUCAAAAAUGAUGCUGUUCACAUUUCUUACCCAGAUGUUAACUUUUGGAGCACUUCUGCUAUACCUCUAUGCAAAUUUGAGGUUCACAGUUCAGGACUCAUAGAAGAUCAAACAAGCGGAGCUGUAGAAGUGGAUUUUGCCAAUAAAUAUCUUGGGGGAGGCGCUCUUCGCAGGGGCUGUGUACAGGAGGAAAUCCGCUUCAUGGUCAGUCCAGAAUUGAUUGCUGGCAUGCUCUUCUUGCCAGCCAUGGCAGAUAAUGAAGCUAUAGAAAUUGUUGGUGUGGAAAGGUUCUCGAGUUAUACAGGGUACGCAUCAUCAUUUAAAUUUAAUGGUGAUUAUGUGGACAAAAGGGAUGUAGAUGCUCUUGGAAGGUGGAAAACCAGAAUUGUUGCAAUUGAUGCAUUAUGUAGCCCAGGGAUGAGACAAUACAGCACAAAUUUUCUCCUCCGUGAAAUCAAUAAGGCAUUCUGUGGUUUUCUAUACCAAUCUAACUGUCAACAGUAUCAGAAAAUAUUGCAAGAGAAUGGAUGUUCAUCUGUACUGUCUGGUGCUGCCACCUUAACAUCUAUGGAAACAAGUGAAAUAAAAACUUCAAACCAUGAAAUUAGAAAUUCUCAAAAUGAUUACGAUAUGAUGGAUCAGGAUAAUAAUAAUAUUGGGGUUGCAACUGGAAACUGGGGAUGUGGUGCCUUUGGAGGAGAUCCUGAAGUAAAGACCAUAAUUCAGUGGCUUGCAGCCUCUCAGGCUCUAAGACCUUUCAUAGCAUACUACACAUUUGGCUUGGAGGCAUUGCUCAACCUAGAUGAGGUUGCUCAUUGGAUUUUGACACAGAGAUGGACAAUUGGGGACCUAUGGAACAUGCUAAUUGAGUACUCUACAAAAAGAUCAAAAGGAGAAACUAAUGUCGGCUUCCUCCGAUGGCUCCUGCCAUCAAUAUAUAGUCAGGGUACUGGGAUGGAUUUGGCAAAGAGGCCUUAAUCUUUUGUUCAUUUUCUGUCUUUUGUGCAUCCCUUUUCUCUCUUUGAGAAAGAGCUGUGAAAAGGUCAAUGGUUGUUUGUGUAUAUGAAUUCCGUGUAUAGAUUGAUUUGUGGACUACCACGUUUUUCAAUUUUUACAUGUCUAGAUUGCCACUGUGAAGGUGGAACCUACUGCAAAGAGGACAUAUCAUAAUUUUUUCCCUAACAGAUACAUCCAGAAACUAUUGUUUUUGGUGAUGAACUAUUGUUAAAGAGGAGAAAUGCAAGUAAUAUAUUUUAUAGCACAAUUUUUU
Messenger RNA from Abrus precatorius (Indian licorice), 2043 nucleotides. RefSeq names its product poly(ADP-ribose) glycohydrolase 1-like. Bases 105 to 1751 code for a protein of 548 amino acids. The record is from RefSeq and is a predicted model, not a curated record. Gene Ontology annotation, biological process: ATP generation from poly-ADP-D-ribose; regulation of DNA repair; nucleotide-sugar metabolic process. Gene Ontology annotation, cellular component: cytoplasm; nucleus. Gene Ontology annotation, molecular function: poly(ADP-ribose) glycohydrolase activity. NCBI's taxonomy places the organism in Eukaryota, Viridiplantae, Streptophyta, Magnoliopsida, Fabales, Fabaceae. The transcript has 11 exons.